AGGCUCCAGUUGACUAAUACAGAACUUUAUAAUGUGUGGAAAGGAGAGUUAUAUAUUCAGGAACAUCGUGCUUGCAAUAUUAAAUUCAAGUCAUCAAGCUCUUGCAGCAUUCCUGUACAGCUGCCAAACAAGCUAAAAAUUAAAGAAGUCAUAAGACUGUCUGAACUAAGAAAAGCAUUACCACUGCAGAUUUUUGACCAGUUCAGUUUUACAGGUCAAGAAGUUUGUUUCGAAAGUGUCUACUACACGCUCUACACAGUAACCACUUCAAGAACAAAUGGAUUUGAAUUUGAGAAGUUGCAGGAGUGGAUGAAAGAUCAGGAAUUGGCACUAAUUAAAGUAUUAAAUGACCAGAGAUUCCUGAUUCUGUUGACAUCUUCAGCAAUUCAGUGCAGCAAAGAUCUUGGUGUGAAAGAUUCUUUACAGCUUUUUGCCUUAUUUUUAUUCCCC
Molecule: messenger RNA, 450 nt
Organism: Staurois parvus
Lineage: Eukaryota; Metazoa; Chordata; Amphibia; Anura; Ranidae
Source: the annotation of a GenBank genome assembly